UUCCGAGCAUUGAUGUUUGCGAUCACGGUAUGGAUCUCUACAUUGCUAAAAUUCUCUCGUAUGUUUGUUUCCAGAUGGAUUUCGCGGAGAUCGAUAGGCUCCUGGGCGCUGCAUGGCUCGGCGCUGCUUUAAUCUGUGUCGCGGCGGCGCUGCCAAUUAAAGCGCUCCAUCCUCUCCGAUCUCUGGUGCUUGCCUGCUGCCGUAGAGGAAAGCUCCUCUAUUCUUCUUCUUCUUCGUCAAAGAGAUUCACUGUUCCACAGAGCUUCUUCACGCACUUCUACGUUGUUGGUGUGACUUGGAACACUCUUUUGCUCGCCACGGCCACACUCUCGUCGUGCAUGUGUACACUAUCAUCAGCAACAGAUGGAAUCCAGUUCUCGGCGCUGGUCGAGCAAUUCACCGGGGCUGGAGCUUCCGCCGGCUCGGGCUCCAUCCCGUCCAUGGCCAAGCAGAAGCAACGGGGCUGGACGGUCGUCCUUUUGCUACUCCUUAUGGAGCUCCAGGUGUGCCGGAGGCUUUACGAGUCCCUGAUGGUUCUAUCCUAUGGCCCGGACGCUCGGAUGCAUCUCCUCGGCUACCUCGUCGGACUCUUCUUCUAUGUGGCAGCUCCACUCUCGCUGUGCUGCCAAGAAAUCGGAGAGAUCAUGAUCAACACUCUCGGCACGGUCUCACAGGGCCGGUUACGGAGUUCGUGCGCUUGGAACCCCGACACGCGGUGGUGGGAAUGUUUCCAUUACUCGCCAUGGAGGCUGAACUGGUACCAGUGGCUGGGUGCGCUACUCUUUCUAUGGGGGUGGUACCACCAGUACAAGUGCCAUCAGAUCUUGGCCUCGCUCUCGAGCGAAGAAGAGUCAGGAGAAGGCAAAACGUACGUGAUACCAUAUGGGGACUGGUUUGACAAAGUUUCCUGCGCUCAUUACCUCUCCGAGAUCGUCAUGUACUUCGGCCUCGUGUUUGCAAGUGGAGGGACGCAAGCUACGAUAUGGUUUUUACUCGCCUGGGUGUUCUCAAAUCUCUAUCUGGCCGCCAAGGAAACACAUGAGUGGUAUCUGUCCAAGUUCGAGAACUAUCCCAAGAACAGGAAGGCGUUAAUACCGUUUCUUUACUGAAGCAUGGCAAGCACAUAUGUAUAUCUAUGAAUGUACACGACGAAGAAAGCAAAGUUUGUAAGUAUACUGCCCGAGUUUGUGUCAAUAAAUUCCCAGGAUCUUGGUACGGUGCUUUAACAUGUUUUUCUUUUUACUGUAGUAAUAAAAGUAAGUACUUCGCUAAUCAUCCCCCGCAUCCAGCAGUUUUCUUUACAGUAAAAGCAGUACCACCAGGUGGGGGGGAUGGCGU
Messenger RNA from Selaginella moellendorffii, 1338 nucleotides. Its product is annotated as polyprenol reductase 2. NCBI's taxonomy places the organism in Eukaryota, Viridiplantae, Streptophyta, Lycopodiopsida, Selaginellales, Selaginellaceae. The transcript is spliced from 6 exons. Gene Ontology annotation, biological process: polyprenol catabolic process; dolichol-linked oligosaccharide biosynthetic process. The record is from RefSeq and is a predicted model, not a curated record. Gene Ontology annotation, cellular component: endoplasmic reticulum. Bases 30 to 1109 code for a protein of 359 amino acids. Gene Ontology annotation, molecular function: 3-oxo-5-alpha-steroid 4-dehydrogenase activity.